This is a messenger RNA of Hymenoscyphus albidus, 741 nucleotides long. The record is from the annotation of a GenBank genome assembly. Lineage: Eukaryota; Fungi; Ascomycota; Leotiomycetes; Helotiales; Helotiaceae.
CAUUAUUCUAGACAUAUUUCCAUAUAAGAUAUCCACCUGGUCCCCUCCUGGUGCAGCUAUCUUCUCUUGGUCGCCCACAUCGAACACCUUUAUAUACCAUCGAACUUCGUUAAUUGCAAUUUAACAAUCAUGAAACUUAACUUUAUUCUCGUCUUGACCCUUGCUGUAUCGGCUAAUGCCGCCGUACUUACCAGGGACGCCGUCCCCGACGACAGAAAGUGGUGCAAUGAUGGAACUGAGGGGAAUGGAAGUUGCGAAAAAGAUGGCUACUUUACUUUCUGCGUAAGUACUCCCCAAUAAUCGAAAUCGAUUGAGUAUUGUAUACACAUUUAUUCUCGCCUACAGUGCAUGAACGACCCCAAUUAUCCCGGAUUUGGAACUCUACGGCAUGCUAUCAAAGGUUCCAUGGACAUGAAGGAUAACAAACGUUGCGGUCCUGGUGGCUAUGGAACAGUUGAUUGCUGUCCUAAGGAUUAAAUGGCUAACAUACUGUGUAAGUACUCCGUACUAAUAAUUACGGCUUCUAUAUUGUUUAUAAUCUAAAACUUCUCUAUAGUACUUUGUUCACAAAAGAUAAUUGCGGCACUCUACUAGUGUUUGGCAAUUCGACGGCAGACAUAAGCUCUGGUUACUUUUCAUAUAUUAUUUACUGGAGAAGAGAAGCCCUAGCCCUACUCUAAUAUAUCUAUAUAUCUCUCUCUUAUCUGACCAUUGAAAUUGAAAUCCAGUUUUAUCAUCACA